CCCUAUGUAGUGCAUCCCAAUUCCCAGUGCAUCCUAGAGUCUCACCUGCUACAUAAACACGUGUUGACUACUCAAUAUUUUGUGUUAAUUUUAUUUUAUUUAUAAACAAUAUGAAUUUGAUACUUCAAAUAUUGUGUUUUUCUUUAUUGUUUUUAGAAGGAGAUUUUAAAUUGAUUUUCAAAUGUACAGGAAUGGUAAGCAAGGACACAGCUGUAUUAAAUGAAAAUGAUCAACUUGUAUGUUCAUGUUCAGAUGAUAAAAAUAACAACAGUACUCUUGCAUUUGCUAUAAAUAAUGUUCGAAUGAACCCAUAUCAAGUACCAUUCACGGAUUACUUUGAUAGGAGUUAUCAAAAAUCAAACGACAAUACAAAAUUAUAUUUGAAAAAAGAAAGGGUAUCGAUGUGGGAUGGAGGAGAUUAUAUAUGUUUCAAUAGAUAUAAUUAUACUUGGCUCCAUAUAUGGGUUAAAACAAAAGAACGUUUCUUUUUGGCGAAGGAAUCUGAAACAUCACUUCUAAUUCAAGAUCGCUCUUCUAUGGAAGUUCCUUGUGUACCAACCUCACCAUGCUACGAUGUGGAAUUAUUUAAAGGCUCAAAGGAACUUGCAAUUAAUGAGACAAAUGGUGUUAAAUUUGAUCCUCGAAAAGGUUUUAUCAUAACCAAUCCAAGAUAUAUCGAUGCUCCCGUUGAUUUUACUUGUUCAAUAACAUUGGAUGGACGUACAGAAAGUAUGCUAUAUCACACGAAAUUUAACUUUUAA
This is a messenger RNA of Aphidius gifuensis, 761 nucleotides long. RefSeq lists its product as uncharacterized. The transcript has 5 exons. Lineage: Eukaryota; Metazoa; Arthropoda; Insecta; Hymenoptera; Braconidae. The coding region runs from base 111 to 761 and encodes 216 amino acids. The record is from RefSeq and is a predicted model, not a curated record.